This is a messenger RNA of Staurois parvus, 338 nucleotides long. The record is from the annotation of a GenBank genome assembly. NCBI's taxonomy places the organism in Eukaryota, Metazoa, Chordata, Amphibia, Anura, Ranidae.
CACCAGCAGUGUGUGAGGAGACCUGAAAGUGGCACAUGGCAGAGUGUGGCGAUGGAGACAGCAGCAAUGGGAGGCCGUACAGGGACCCAUGAGAGACUCUGGACCUGGCAGCAGCAUGCAUGAGGAGGCGAGUGUGGCGAUGGAGACAGCAGCAAUGGGAGGCCGUACAGGGACCCAUGAGAGACUCUGGACCUGGCAGCAGCAUGAGGAGGCGGUAUAUAGGGGCCUAUGGCAGAUUAGGGGCCUGGCAGCAGCUAUAGGAGGCCCGUAAUCUGCCAGCACCCUAUGUCAAAAAAUUCUACACACCAGCAGUGUGAGGAGACCUGAAAGUGGCACAU